AUGAAGUUAAAAGCAGCGGCGAGUGGAUUGGUGGUCUUCCUUCUCUCUGUGCAAGCGGUUCAGGGUCAGGAUGACUGGGGAGUGACUUACUCUUCUACUGAGAUCUGUGCCGUGAAAGGAUCAACAGUGGAGAUAAGAUGCAGCUACACAUACCCAUCCAGAUGGAAAGGAAGUGAUAACACAGUACAGAAAACAUUCUGGUUCACUCAGAAGAAAGGUGGUGAACCUGUAGAUCUGACCACAGAGUCCGAGUAUGCAGGUCGUGUAGAGGAUCUCUGUGAAAACAACAUCUGCACUCUGAGAAUCAGAAACCUGAGAGAGAGCGACUCAGCUGAGUACAGGUUCAGGAUCAUAACAAACCAAGACGUUUAUGCUAGUGAACCAGUCACUCUGUCUGUCACAGGUCUCCAGGUGAAGGUGACCAAAACAAGUUCCUGUGCAGGAAGCUGUAUAUAUGCAACCCUGAAGUGUCUCAGCAGUUGUCCUCGAGCUUACCAUCGUUCCUACAUCUGGUACGAGAAUGGACUGAAAUCACCAAAACAAGGAGAAUCUUUUUAUGACUAUUUCUAUCCUAAAGAAAGCUAUGCCUGUGCUGUUAAAGGAUAUGAGAAUUCCCCCUCUCCUUCAGUGUGUGUUAAUGGUCAAGACUGCAAUACAGUGGCUUACAGUGAAAGAAGCAUCUGUGCCUUCAACGGAUCUUCAGUGGACAUUUCCUGCACAUACAGCAGUAAUGAAUAUGUUCAAUCUACAUUCUGGUUCAGUCCUGAGCGUAGUCAUCAGGACCUUAGUGAAGACUCCCAGUAUGCAGGUCGUGUUCAGAUCCUUGAAACAGAGAGAGGACGCUCCACUCUGAGGAUCUCUGACCUGAGAGACUCAGAUUCAGCUCAGUAUCUCUUCAAAUUCAAAACACCAAGCUUUGCAUGGAGGAGUGAUUUAUCUGGAACAACUCUGACUGUCACAGCUCUGCAGGUGCAGGUGAUCACAGCAACAGUCCAGCAGUCUAAUACCUUAGCAGAGCUGAAGUGUCACAGCAGCUGCAGUCCAGCCGGUGUUUCCUACGUCUGGUUCAAGAACGACGAGAAAAUCAUGAAGACGGUGACAUUUUCUUAUAAAGGCUUGCUUCACCACGCAGACAGGAUCUCAUGUGCUCUGGAAGGACAUGAAGGCUUCCCCUCUCCUGCAGUGUAUGCUCCGAGGCACCCUUCUUUGUCAAGACCCUCUGCUGAGAUAAAGGAGGGCAGUUCAGUGACUCUGACCUGUAGCAGUGAUGCUAACCCAGCAGCUAACUACACCUGGUACAAGAGGAAUAGCAAUGCAGACGUUCCUCCUCUCAGUGAAGGACCACAGCUUGUCUUUAACUCCAUCCAGGUUUCUGACUCUGGGCAGUAUUUCUGUUCAGCUGAGAACGAGCUGGGGAGGGGGACAUCUAAUUACAUCUCUAUUGAUGUGAAAUAUGCUCCGAGGGUUCCUUCUGUGUCAGUGAGUCCCUCAGAGGACAUAAAGGAAGACAGUUCAGUGACUUUGACCUGUAGCAGUGAUGCUAACCCAGCAGCUAACUACACCUGGUACAAAGGGAGGAGAAAUCCCGACCUUCCUCCUCUCAGUGAAGGACCACAGCUUGUCUUCAGCUCCAUCAGUUCCUCUGACUCUGGACAGUAUUGCUGUACAGCUGGGAACAAGCUGGGGACGAAGGCAUCUAAAGACAACUCUAUUGAUGUGCAUUAUGCUCCAAAGAUUUCCUCUGUGUCAGCGAGACCCUCUACUGAGAUAGAGAUUGGCAAAUCAUUGCAGCUGACCUGUAAAGGUAGCGCUAAUCCAGCAGCUAACUACACCUGGUACAAGGACAACCAAACACUGCCUGGGGGGUCAAAAGACAUUUAUCAACUCGCCUCUAUCACCUUAGAGGACAAAGGGAACUACCACUGCGAGUCUAAGAAUAAGUACGGCCAGAUCAACUCUACAUCAGUACACAUAGAUGUCCAAUAUGGUCCAAAGCUCCCCUCUGUGUCAGUGAGUCCCUCUGCUGAGAUAGAGGAGGGCAGUUCAGUGACUCUGACCUGUAGCAGUGAUGCUAACCCAGCAGCUAACUACACCUGGUACAAGAAGAAUGAGGACUCUCCGAAAGCUUCAGGACAGAUCUUCAACAUCACUGAUUUCAGAGCUGAACACAGUGGGAGUUAUUACUGUGGAGCCCAGAACAAGUUAGGACGUCUUAACUCCACCUUAAAUCUGAGUGUUGUGGCAGGUUCAAUGAAAACAAUAGCUGCUGGAUCAAUAACUGCUGUUAUUGUGUGUAUCAUAUUCCUCAUUGCCUUUCUGUUGAUUAGAAGAAAGAGGUCCUCGAAACCAUCCACGGAAGCUGGAGAGAGACCAGACAACGACGCUCAGGUACGCAUGUAUGACAGCCCUUCAGCUGCAGUACAGAAUACAACACCAGAGCAGGAGGCCGAGGUUUGCUAUGCCAGCGUGAGAUUCAUUAAAAACCAGGAAGAGGCUCUCUACUCCAACAUCAAGCCCGCUCAUCUCCGCAGACACAAGAAGGACGAGAAGGACAUGGAGGAUGAUGUUGACUACUCUACUGUCACAUCUAAAAGUCACAGUGCUACUGCAGAAUCAGAGCGUCAUGAGGCUGCGGAGGAUCCAUCUGCAUUGUACAGCAUAGUCAACAAAAAACCAAGAGUAUUGACAUAACAUCUAUGUUCUCUUAAACAGUGUUCAAACAGUUUAAACAUACAUGUAUAAAUAUAAGGUCUGAGUUAUGACAUUCACUGCUAGAUUACUAGUAUCAUGUAGCUAACGUAUGCUGAAGCUUGUAAUUUAUAAAUACCAAUACAGAAAAACUAUUUUUAAGCUUGUCAAAGUAGCCUACAUUUCUCUAUGUACAAUAUAUAUUUACCACAAUCUUUUUCUGCUCUGCUGUUCAGUUUAAUUGCCUUUUUAUUGUUUUACAUUUUGAUAAUAUUCAUUUUAUUCAUAUUUAACUUAUCCUUCAUUAUCAUCUUUGGAUAAAAGUGUCAGCUAAAUUACAUUUAACGUAAGUAAUACUAACAGUAUUAGCAUCACAGUAUACUUGAAGAACUAAAUGAAAAGUACUGUACUUACUGUACUGUAGGGGAGAGUGGGGUAAUAUGAGCCAAUUGUUUACUUAUAUUGUCCUCUAGGCAAGGAACAAUUUGAUUAAAGUAAAAUGAAAACAA
Trematomus bernacchii (emerald rockcod) is the source of this 3197-nucleotide messenger RNA. RefSeq names its product B-cell receptor CD22-like. The record is from RefSeq and is a predicted model, not a curated record. Bases 1 to 2691 code for a protein of 896 amino acids. The transcript is spliced from 13 exons. NCBI's taxonomy places the organism in Eukaryota, Metazoa, Chordata, Actinopteri, Perciformes, Nototheniidae.